AUGCAGAUUAAAUCACUCCUCUCCCUGCUCGCUAGUACCGGUGCAGUAGCAAAGCGUAGCUGCGGCACACCGAAGCCCACGGUGGAACAGAUCUUGGUUGCUCAGAACUUUCAAAUCUCUGCAGAAAACUCGUCUCGCCUCGACGCCGCCGUCGCCGCCAUUAACGUCAAAAUCUACUGGCAUGUCGUUGCCUCUUCAAACUCUGUGAGCGGAGGAUACCUCACGCAGGCGACUUUAAACAAACAACUUGCGGUUCUAAACACUGAUUAUGCUGCAUCCGGUGUUUCCUUUGUGCAAGCAGGCGCUGACUGGACUAUCAACGCCGGCUAUGCGGGCGACACACAAGAGAUGGCUAUGAAAAAGGCUUUGCGUAAUGGAACCUACGCCGACCUGAACGUCUACUUCGUCCCCGACACACAGGACCUUGGCUACGCUUACUUCCCUUCGGAUAUCACCAGCACUACCUCUAACGCAUUUUAUCAAGACGGUGUUGUUAUCCAAUCUGCUUCUGUGCCCGGAGGCAGCUUAGCUGCGUACAACCUUGGCAGGACUGCAACACAUGAGGUUGGCCACUGGUUGGGCUUGUACCACGUUUUCGAGGGAUACAGCUGCACCGGCAAUGGUGACUACGUCUCUGACACAGCCUUCACCAAACAAGAAGGAUACGGAUGUGCGCCUGCCAGUGACUCUUGUCCCAGCCAAGCAGGCACUGACCCAGUAACGAACUACAUGAACUACUCCGAAGACUCUUGCAUGACCAACUUCACCGACGGUCAGGAUGCGCGCAUUGUUAGCCUCUGGAACCAGUUCCGCAAGGCACAUCAGACAUAA
Dothidotthia symphoricarpi CBS 119687 is the source of this 831-nucleotide messenger RNA. RefSeq names its product zincin. The transcript is spliced from 3 exons. The coding region runs from base 1 to 831 and encodes 276 amino acids. Lineage: Eukaryota; Fungi; Ascomycota; Dothideomycetes; Pleosporales; Dothidotthiaceae. The record is from RefSeq and is a predicted model, not a curated record. Gene Ontology annotation, molecular function: metallopeptidase activity.